Rhizoctonia solani is the source of this 1941-nucleotide messenger RNA. RefSeq names its product heme peroxidase. Gene Ontology annotation, biological process: response to oxidative stress. Bases 1 to 1941 code for a protein of 646 amino acids. Gene Ontology annotation, molecular function: heme binding; peroxidase activity. Lineage: Eukaryota; Fungi; Basidiomycota; Agaricomycetes; Cantharellales; Ceratobasidiaceae. The record is from RefSeq and is a predicted model, not a curated record. The transcript is spliced from 8 exons.
AUGUCCGAAGAUAAGCGGUUUUGCAGAAUUUGCCAGCAUUGUCAGCACGUCACAACUGGGCCCCCUGUGGACAAAAAUGUUGCAGAAGUCGAGGAACUGCUGGUUCAGGUUGCUUCGGGUGUUAAGCUAGUCAACGCAAAUCCUACGGAUUUGACGGCCUUUCCUUUCUUAUCCAGGACAUUUGGUACACUUGCCAAGCUCUCGGCUACACCAGGCAGUGCCGACCUAACGACCAGACUCAACAAUCACACAAUCCGAUGCUUGUACGAGGCCAUCCCCCACCCAGUUGAGACCUAUCUGGGGGAGCGCUUCCGUCGAGCAGACGGUGCGGGAAAUAAUAUUCAUAUACCCUCUUUGGGUCAGGCAGGCACGACUUAUGCGCGGACCUGUCAAGGGAGGUAUCGCCAUCAGUCACUUCCUAACCCGAACGACAUUUAUGAAAAGCUGUUCAAGGCCUCUCCAGAGAAACGCGAGCCUCAUCCUAGAGGGAGCUCUUCUUUGACAUUUGCGUUUGCGUCGCUUGUCACCCAUUCUCUGUUCCGCACGGACCCUCGAGACUGGAACAAGAAUAACACUUCUUCCUACUUAGACCUUUCGCCGCUCUAUGGUUCAAACCAAGAAGAGCAAAACGCCGUACGAAUCAAGAACGGUCUUGGCCGUCUCCAUCCCGACACCUUUUCUGAAGGGCGUAUUGUAUUCCUCCCACCGGCUGCGGCCGCUCUGCUUGUCAUGUGGAACCGGAAUCACAACUAUAUCGCCAGCGAGAUAUUGAGAAGGAAUGAGGAAGGCAAGUGGGAAAACCCACCCCCCGAAGAUGUCGGUCAUCGCUUGGAACAAGACGAGGAGAUAUUCCAAACGGCCCGUCUCAUCAACUGUGGAUCCUUCAUGUCAGUCGUCAUGAACGACUAUGUGGCAGGCUUUUUGGGCCUCGCUCGUAUGGGAAGCAGCUGGAAUAUGGACCCAUUUGAUGAAUUCAGGGAUACCAACCAUGUACCUGUGGGCCGUGGCCAGGGAAAUCACGUUUCAGUGGAAUUCAACCUCUUGUACCGUUGGCACACAGUUGUAUCCGACGAGGAGGAAAAGUGGACCUUGAAUAUUCUUAAAGGGCUCUUCCCCGACAAGAAACCUGGAGAUCUGACAUUGCCCGACUUUUAUGGUGCUCUCGGUCGUUUACGCAACGGAAACGUCCCUCCAGAGCUUAUAGUUCACCCCGAACCUCACAAACGUAAUUUUGGAGGAAUCGUACGUGGUUCAGAUGGUCGCUUCAAGGACUCAGACCUGGCCAAGAUCCUCCACGAUGCAACCGCCAAUACCGCAAACCGUUACGGAGCACGCGGAACCCCGGAUGCAUUGAAGGUCAUAGAGAUUGUCGGCAUGGAGCAAGCACGAAAAUGGGGUGUUUGUACGAUGAAUGAGUUUAGGGAGGCUAUGGGAUUAGAAAGAUUCAAGUCGUUUGAGGAGUGGAAUUCCAAACCUGAGAUAGCGAACGCCGCGAAAGAGCUUUAUGGUACUAUUGAUAAUUUGGAAUUGUAUGCUGGCUUGCACGCUGAGGAGAGCAUGUCUCCUCACCAUUCGGGACUGUGCUCCGGGUACACAGUAACUCGAGCUAUCCUAUCUGAUGCGAUUGCCCUUGUUCGCGGAGAUCGAUUCUUUACUACCGACUUUACACCCAGUAACCUCACACAGUGGGGUUGGGCAGAUCUUCAACGUAACCCGAAAAAUCUGUCAUUCGGAGCAUACCUUCCUUCAUUGCUCAGGAGGACCUUCCCAGAACAUUACCCUGAGAACUCGAUUUUCACCUUGUUCCCCAUGAGCACUCCUUCGACCACCAUAGCAAAUCUGGAGAAUUUGAAGAAGAUGGGGCGAUUGCCCCCGAACGCCGAUUACAACUAUGACCGACCGACAAAUGUCAUCCCUCAUGAGGAUGGGCCAGAAUAUUAA